ACCUAAACUCUUAACAAACCUAAAAGCAUACCAAAUCGACGGCGACAGGGUAAAGAACUUUAAGAAGAGUAGUAGUCUUUCAGACCGCAGAUCUCUCUCUCUCUCUCUCUCUCUCUCUCUCUUCUACUUUUGCUCGAUGGCACCGAAGGACAAGAUCGCGAACCCUCCCGUUGCAUCUUCCAGCGAAGAGGAAGAAGAAGAAGAAGAAGAGUCUGGUUCAUCUGUAGAAGAAUCCAACUCUUCCGAUGACGAAGCCGGCGAUGUCCAGUCCAAACUCACUCAGAAACCUGUUGCCCCUCCUCCUGCUGCCAAGAAGCCUGAAUCCGACUCCGAAGAAGAAUCAGAAUCCGACUCAGACUCCGAGCCCGCGACCAAAACUAAGCCUCUCAACGCUGUCGUGACCAAACCGAUCCCACCUGAGAGCUCUACGGCGAAGCGCUCUCUGAAGCAAGCGGAUAACGAGCCUAAGAAGAAGGCGAAGACAUCAACCACCACCGAGCAAGCCAAGAAGAAGCCUUCAGGAGCUGAUGAAGAGGUCAAGAAGAUAUCAGGAGAAGAAGCCAAGAAGAUGUUUCAGAGGCUGUUCAGCGAGACUGACGAAAUCGCGAUGCUUCAAGGCUUUCUUGACUUCACUUCCACUAAAGGAGACCCUUCCGAGAACAUGGACGCCUUCUGCGAUUACGUCAAGACGUUGAUCGACUUCAACGCCUCCAAAGCUCAGAUCGUUACGAAGCUCCAGAGGUGUAAGAAGAAGUUUGUGAAUAUAGUGAAGAACUCGCUCAAGAGAGGGAAGACUGAAGAUCAGAUCACGUAUGCUAAAGAUCUUGAGCAGAGAACCUUCGAGUUGUCGAGAAAGAUUUGGGGGAGUGAUGGUGUGCUUCCUGCUAAACCGAGGAAGAAGUCGAAAGAGGUUGAGGUAGUUUCAACGCCCAAGAAAAAAGCAGAGGUGGAAACGCAGAAGAAGGUGAGCGUUGUGGAGAAUCAUCAUCUCUCGGAGAGUAGAGAGAUGGCUUUGUUCUUCAAGGCGGAGAAUGGGAGUGUUUUGGGUUUGGAUGAGUCUAGUGUAAGUGGGGUUUGGGAUAUGGUUGAGGAUGGGCCGAAGAAGAGGGAGAUGGAGGAGAAGCUGAAGAAGCUAAAGGCUAAGCAGAUGGAGCUGUGUUUGCAGAGAACUGCACUCGUGGACUACACUGCAAAGAUGAUAUUCAAAAACAAUGCAUCCUCCUCCUCUUCAUGUUGAGCUAUUUUGAUGGUUUGUUUUUUUUUACUUUUUUUUUUUAGCUUGUUGAGCUAAUAAUCCCUAUCGCAAGUCUUUUAUGUCUCUAUGUUGGAUGCUUUGGUUUUGGUUUUGGGUAUAAGACCCUUUAUAAAUGAAUUAUUGUUUCUAUUGUUA
Messenger RNA from Brassica rapa (field mustard), 1390 nucleotides. RefSeq names its product GLABROUS1 enhancer-binding protein-like. Lineage: Eukaryota; Viridiplantae; Streptophyta; Magnoliopsida; Brassicales; Brassicaceae. Gene Ontology annotation, biological process: regulation of DNA-templated transcription. The record is from RefSeq and is a predicted model, not a curated record. Gene Ontology annotation, cellular component: nucleus.